GCCUCCAAGGCCCCAGCUGGGCCGGUUGGGAGCCUAUAAGCCGGGUGCCCGCUGGGCUCAGGCGCUUCCCGCCGCCAUGGACCCCCGCCCGCUCCCCUGGGCGCUGGUGCUGCUGAGUUCGGCCCUGGUCGUGACGCUGGGCCGCGCGCCCACCCCGGAGGGGCCGGAGAAGCUGUGUGGCCACCAUUUCGUCCGCGCGCUGGUGCGAGUGUGUGGGGGCCCGCGCUGGUCCCCCGAGACCGGGCGGCCAGUGGCCGGCGGAGACCGUGAGCUGCUGCAAUGGCUGGAAGGACGACAUCUCCUCCAUGGCCUGGUGGCCGGGGACCAAAUGCUGGUACUCGACCCACAGCCCCUGCCCCAGGCCUCUCACCAUCACCACCACCACCACCACCACCAUCGCCGGGCAACUGCCACCAACCCUGCCCGCCACUGCUGCCUCAGUGGCUGCACCUGGCAAGACCUACUGACCCUCUGUCCCCACUGAGCCCUCCUAGGGCGUGGCCUCGGGGAGUCAGAGACCCAGAAGUUCUGGUUUGGUGACCUCCUGAAGCCAUACAGCACCAUAAAGCCCCAUAUCUGGGGGAUUGUUGAUUACAUCCCAGGACAGGGUACUCACCACCUACCCUAGGUCACCCAAAUUCUAUGGGGUCAACUCAGGGGGGGGGUACCCCACCACCCUGGCUUGGAGAAUCCUUGACUUUACAGUGAUGUCAGACACGGAGGGCCAAAUAUUCUCACCUCCAAGGAGCCCCAGGUACCACCCUCUCUGCACUUGUG
Messenger RNA from Myotis lucifugus (little brown bat), 777 nucleotides. It is a transcript of the gene INSL3, whose product is annotated as insulin like 3. Gene Ontology annotation, biological process: adenylate cyclase-inhibiting G protein-coupled receptor signaling pathway. The transcript has 2 exons. The record is from RefSeq and is a predicted model, not a curated record. Lineage: Eukaryota; Metazoa; Chordata; Mammalia; Chiroptera; Vespertilionidae. Gene Ontology annotation, cellular component: extracellular region. Gene Ontology annotation, molecular function: hormone activity; G protein-coupled receptor binding. Bases 77 to 484 code for a protein of 135 amino acids.